This is a messenger RNA of Panonychus citri (citrus red mite), 1475 nucleotides long. Its product is annotated as cingulin-like protein 1. NCBI's taxonomy places the organism in Eukaryota, Metazoa, Arthropoda, Arachnida, Trombidiformes, Tetranychidae. The coding region runs from base 54 to 1475 and encodes 473 amino acids. The transcript has a single exon. The record is from RefSeq and is a predicted model, not a curated record.
UUAAAAGCAAAGGUUUAGCAGCAUUUGAAGAGCUUCUAAAGCAAAUCGAUGAGAUGAGUGGAAAAGUAAAAGCAAAAGAACAGGAAAUUGCCUCUCUGUCCACCGAGAUGUCAGAAAAAAACAAAGAAGUAGCAGUUGUUAAUGCUAACCUAGCUUCAAGAAUCGACGCUGAAGAUGAUUUUGCUAAGUAUAAAUUAACUGCACAAAAAUUGUUGGCUGAUCAAACUGAAAAGAUAAACAAGCUUGAGAAACAACCUAACAAAGAUUCCGAGAUUUAUCAUCUGAAGAAAGAUUUGAGAGAUGCCUUGUUAAGAUUAAAACGAUGGCAAGAUGAUGCUAUGGCCAAGAACGUUGAAGCCUCAAAACUACGAAGUGAACUUGAAAUACUAAAAAGUGAACGCGAUGCAAACCUUUUGGCAUUGCAAGAGAAAUAUGAUGUGCUUAAGGAGGAAACCGAUGUCAAGUUAAAAAAGAUCGAAAGAGACUUGCUCGACGCUAAGUCAACUAAUUCAGAGAAAGUCUUAGAAUACGAGAGAAAAUUAGAAAGAUGUAAGCUGGAGCAAGGAGAGGAGCUACAAAAAGUAAAGGAUCAAAUUCAAGAAGAAUCUGGCAGUUACACAAACAAAGUGAAACUGAUGGAGGAUAGAGAGCAAGUCUAUCAGCAGACCUUGAAAGAAUCGAGAGCAAAAGUGAGUGAAUUACAAAAAGUUCAAGCUGAGCUUAGAGAUAAAAUAGCCGAACUCGUUCCAAAGGAAGAACUAAACACAUUGAAUCAAAUGGUUGAAUCUAUCGCUUCAGAGAAAAAUGCUGUUGAAAUGACUUUGAAAGAGUUGAAAGAUAAACAUGACUCUCUGGCCAAUGAAGUGCUUAGAUUGAAUGAUGAUUUGGUUAAACAGAAAGCUGAAAAAAAUCAAUUACUUGAAGAUAUUGAAAGAGUUAGACGGCAAUUAUAUAAAUUCAAGCCAUUGGUAGAGAAUGAACUGACUAUUAGUGAAGAUGAUAAAGUGCCUUUUGUUGAACUGGUAAGCGGGAAAAUUAUCGUUCACAGAGGAUACUUAGAUAAUCGAAUUAUAGUCCCUCACUUCAAUGAUUCAGCUUUUAUUUCUGCUCUUGGGUUCGAUGCUUAUGGUUACCUAGAUAAAAUUGGCCGAUUACUAACCACAAACGAGGUUAGCAUGAGUGCCGAGAAACCUGCUGCUCUUGAUUUCCAGCCUCACUUGAUGUUUGUAAACUCUGACAUUGUAUCUGAGCACUUUGUUGGAGACAAAUCAGCAAGGGUCCUUCGUGUUUUACCCUUGAGAGGAGACGAAAAGAAGCAAAUAAUUCAUGAAAGAUUCAUGAAGCCUCAUUAUUAUCCGCUAAGGUCAAAUAGAAUGGAAGAUGUAAAUUUCAUUUUAAGUGAUGAGACCGGAGAACAAGUAAAAUUCAACUCAGGUCGAGUUUGUAUUGGGUUACAUUUGAAAAAAGUUGUAUAA